AACAGAGUGCUACUUAGCAUUACAUUUAUUUAUGUAUGAUGAAAUCUACUCCAGCAGACCAGUUUACUGAAAUUGAGCGCCUGCGAGGUAAACUACUGAACAAUCUUGGCAUGACAGACUCCUUGUGUGUGGAAGAAAUCAGCAGCAGAGAAAUUUUGACCAGAAUUGAAAAAGUAAUCCUUGGAAUAGUGAGUAGUCUGUCUAAAGAUGAAGCUCCUAUCCUUGUGCUGCCCAACAGAUCCAGAUGGGCGAAUGUCAGUUUUGACAGUGCCAUUGGGCUUCAGAUGAGUUCAGAAGGUUCCGUAACCACCAUCAGGAGCGACUGUCCAUCUGUCACUAAGUUUGCACAAAUUCUGAAGAUUCUCUCAGUCAUCUACAAACUUGUGCAGAGCAACUCGUAUGCCACAAAAAGAGACAUCUAUUACAACAAUACACAGCUGUAUGGCUCACAGAAAAUUGUUGACAGCAUUGUGGAUGAUAUCUCCUGCAUGCUCAAGGUUCCUCGCAGAUCACUACAUGUGGUAGUGUGCACGUGUUUGCUCUCAUGA
Molecule: messenger RNA, 548 nt
Organism: Thalassophryne amazonica
Lineage: Eukaryota; Metazoa; Chordata; Actinopteri; Batrachoidiformes; Batrachoididae
Product: meiotic recombination protein SPO11-like
Exons: 5
Coding region: 36-548 (170 amino acids)
Biological process (GO): meiotic DNA double-strand break formation; meiotic DNA double-strand break processing; reciprocal meiotic recombination
Cellular component (GO): nuclear chromosome
Molecular function (GO): DNA binding; DNA topoisomerase type II (double strand cut, ATP-hydrolyzing) activity; ATP binding
Source: RefSeq, a predicted model, not a curated record